Molecule: messenger RNA, 2073 nt
Organism: Acanthosepion pharaonis
Lineage: Eukaryota; Metazoa; Mollusca; Cephalopoda; Sepiida; Sepiidae
Source: the annotation of a GenBank genome assembly
AUGCGUGGCACUAUCUAUCUAUCUAUCUAUCUAUCUAUCUCAGUCCUUUUCAUAUCUAUCUAUCUAUCUAUCUAUCUAUCUAUCUAUCUAUCUAUCUUUCUCAGUCGUUUUCAUAUCUAUCUAUCUAUCUAUCUAUCUAUCUAUCUAUCUAUCUAUCUAUCUCACUGUUUUCAUUAUCUAUCUCAUUAUGUUCAUUAUCUAUCUAUCUAUCUCUAUCUAUCUAUCUAUCUAUCUAUUUAUCUAUGUUCAUAUCUAUCCUUAUAUCUAUCAUUUGUUAAUUACUAUCUAUCUAUCUAUCUAUCUAUCUAUCUAUAUAUAUAUAUAUAUAUAUAUAUAUAUAUAUAUAUAUAUAUCACUUUGUAUAUAUAUAUAUCACUUUCUCAUUAUUUUCAUUAUCUAUCUAUCUAUUUAUCGAUCUAUCUAUUCAUUCUAUCUAUCUAUCUAUCUAUCUAUCGAUCUAUCUAUCUAUCUAUCUAUCUAUCUAUCUAUCUAUCGUAUUUCUCCUCAUUCGAAUUUUCUUCUUUGAUUACUUUAUUCCAUUUUCUUCACUUCUUUCUUUCUUUCUUUUUUGCUAUUUUUCUUCCUUUCUUUUUUCUUUCUUUGUUCUUUCUUUUCUUUCUUUCUUUCUUUCUUUUUUCUUUCUUUUUUCUUUCUAUCUUUCUUUCUUUGUUCUUUCUUUCUUUUUUGCUAUCUUUCUUCCUUUCUUUUUUUCUUUCUUUGUUCUUUCUUUUCUUUCUUUCUUUCUUUCUUUCUUUUUUCUUUCUAUCUUUCUUUCUUUUUGCUUUCUUUCUUUCUUUGUUCUUUCUUUCUUUUUUGCUAUCUUUCUUUCUUUCUUUGUUUUUCUUUCUUCUUUUUUGCUUUUUUUCUUUCUUUUUUGCUUUUUUUCUUUCUUUUUUCUUUCUUUCUUUUUUCUUUCUUUCUUUCUUUCUUUUUCUUUCUUUCUUUCUUUUUUCUUUCUUUCUUUUUUCUUUCUUUCUUUUUUCUUUCUUUCUUUCUUUUUUCUUUCUUUUUUGCUUUCUUUCUUUCUUUUUUGCUUUCUUUCUUUUUUUUUUGCUUCCUUCCUUCUUUCUUUCUUUUUUGCUUUCUUUCUUUCUUUUUUGCUUCCUUCCUUCUUUCUUUCUUUCUUUAUUUUUUCUUUCUUUCUUUUUUGCUUUCUUUCUUUUUUAUUUCUUUCUUUCUUUGUUUUUUUGUUUUUUCUUUCUUUCUUUCUUUCUUUCUUUCUUUCUUUCUUUCUUUCUUUCUUUCUUUCUUCUAUUCACUUUCCCUGUUGUCUUACCUUCAUUUUUUAAUUUUUCUUUAUUUUGCACAUUCCUUUCUUUCUUUCUUUCUUUCUUUCUUUCUUUCUUUCUUUCUUUAUUUAUUUAUUUAUUUAUUUAUUUAUCUAUUUAUUUAUUUAUUCUCAAUCUUAAUUUUUUGGUGUUCAUUCGUUCAUUUAUUCUUUCUUUCUUUCUUUCUUUCUUUCUUUCUUUCUUCUAUUCACUUUCCCUGUUGUCUUACCUUCAUUUUUUAAUUUUUCUUUAUUUUGAACAUUCCUUUCUUUCUUUCUUUCUUUCUUUCUUUCUUUCUUUAUUUAUUUAUCUAUCUAUUUAUUUAUUUAUUCUGUUCCCUUUCCUUCUUGUCUUUUUCAAUUUUUCUUCAUUUUGCACUUUCUUUCUUUCUUUUUUCUUUCUUUUUUUUCUCAUACAAGCAAUCUUAAUUUUUUGGUGUUCAUUCGUUCAUUCAUUCUUUCUUUCUUUCUUUCUUUCUUUCUUUUUUAUUCUUUCGUUUAUUCCUCACCAAUCUUUUCUUGUUCCAUCCUCAUCUCAGUUCAACUCGCCAUCCUUUAUCCGCUUAUUUUUCUCUAUCUUCCUUUCUUUCUUUCAUUCUUCCUUCUUCCUUUUUCUAUUACUUUAUUCCUUCUCUUUCCCUUUUUUUCUUUCAUUUGGCUCCGUUCUUUCUUUUUUCUUCCUUUUAUUCUUCCUUUUAUUCUUUCAUUUAUUUCUGUUUAAUUGGUUAUUUCUCUUUUUUUUUCUUUCGUUCAUUCUUCCUGUUAAUCACUUUAUUUUUUCUCUUUUCCUUUUUUCUUUCAUUUAA